AUGGCAACUUCGGAGACAAUUCUACAAGUUCUGUCUGGGACUGGUCCUCGCAGUUUCAGUUCUGACCCUUGUUUUAGCAGUUUAGAUUUGAGAUUCUCUUGUAAAUUCCACAUAAAAUGUGUAAAGAAAAAGGCUUCAAGGCAUAGGAAAAUGUUCAAGUGUUCAAAUGUUCUGCAGAACAGUAUAGGAAACCAUUGGUUUAAGGGAUUAGGUGAUAGUGAUCUGUCUUGGAAUGCAACGAUCAAUAGAUUGCAGCUUCUGAGGUGCAAAUGCCAGCAGGCAGAAAGAGUUAGUGAUGUAACUGCAGGAGGAGGAAAUGGAACAUGGCUUGUAGAUAGUGCAAAGACAUUAAACCUGAAUGGGGUGGCGAACACGCCGAGUGUUUUGGAGUUUGGGGACGCUCAGGAGUUGGCACAGGAAAAGGAGGGUUUGACAUCUAAUGGUGCACUGAACCAGGAAAAGGAGAGUUUCGCAACUAAUGGUGCAAUAGGAAGAGGUAGAGAUGACUCUCGCAAGGUUAGCAUAGAUCCUAUUGAGGAAGAAGCAUGGGACCUACUGCGGGAUUCUAUUGUUUAUUACUGUGGCAGUCCUAUUGGAACAAUUGCUGCCAAUGAUCCCACCAGUUCCAGCGUGUUGAAUUAUGACCAGGUCUUCAUUAGAGACUUCAUACCUUCUGGCAUUGCUUUUCUUUUGAAGGGUGAAUAUGAUAUUGUCCGGAACUUCCUCCUUCAUACUCUUCAGUUGCAGAGUUGGGAGAAAACAAUGGACUGUCACAGUCCUGGACAGGGAUUGAUGCCUGCUAGUUUCAAAGUGCGCACGGUUCCUUUGGAUGGCGAUGAUGAUUCUGCAACAGAGGAGAUAUUGGAUCCUGAUUUUGGAGAGGCAGCAAUUGGUCGUGUUGCACCAGUUGACUCUGGAUUAUGGUGGAUUAUCUUAUUACGUGCAUACGGGAAAUGCUCUGGUGAUCUCUCAGUUCAGGAGAGGAUUGAUGUGCAGACUGGAAUUAAGAUGAUUCUGAGGCUAUGUCUUGCUGAUGGUUUUGACAUGUUCCCAACAUUGUUGGUGACAGAUGGUUCUUGCAUGAUAGAUCGUCGUAUGGGAAUUCAUGGGCACCCUCUGGAAAUCCAGGCACUCUUUUACUCCGCCUUACUUGGGGCAAGGGAGAUGCUUGCUCCAGAAGAUGGAUCAGCUGAUCUCAUCCGAGCUUUGAACAAUCGUCUAGUUGCUCUUUCAUUCCAUAUCAGAGAGUAUUAUUGGAUUGAUUUAAGAAAACUAAAUGAGAUUUACCGUUACAAGACUGAAGAGUACUCUUAUGAUGCAGUUAAUAAGUUCAAUAUUUACCCAGAUCAGAUUUCUCCUUGGUUAGUGGAAUGGAUGCCCAACCAAGGCGGCUAUCUUAUUGGAAAUUUGCAACCUGCUCAUAUGGAUUUCCGAUUCUUUUCUCUUGGAAACAUAUGGUCUGUUGUAAGUGGUCUCACGACAAGAGAUCAAUCAAAUGCGAUAUUGGAUCUCAUUGAAGCCAAGUGGUCAGAUUUGGUAGCAGACAUGCCAUUGAAGAUCUGUUAUCCUGCUCUUGAAGGUCAGGAGUGGCAGAUUAUCACUGGAAGUGAUCCUAAGAACACGUAA
This is a messenger RNA of Dovyalis caffra, 1626 nucleotides long. The record is from the annotation of a GenBank genome assembly. NCBI's taxonomy places the organism in Eukaryota, Viridiplantae, Streptophyta, Magnoliopsida, Malpighiales, Salicaceae.